CUCGAACCAAGUCCCGAAGCCACCGAAACCUCGCGCAUCCAACAUCACCACACCUUGCCAACAUCCUACCACACAUCCCACACAUCAAAGACAAUAUCAUAUCUGUACCCUGUACCUGCAUGUCUUCCUCUUUCAUGAGAGCAUGACUGUGCUGCAGUGCUCUUAGACAUUGUCUGACAUAACCUUACUCCCCUCUCUGGCGCGGGUAGCUGUCAAGUUACUGACCCCUCCCCCACCACCUCCUCUCUUUGACCGCUGCCUAGCAAUUGGAUUACGAUCACCUUGCAAUCAAAUCGCACGUAAGGCCUGAUUCUUACAUCAGUGGACUGUGCGCUUCUUUCAGCACAAAGCUCUCCGACAGGCUGUUUGCCUCAUCGUGCGGCUUGCCGUGCGGUUUGACUGUCAACCAUGUGGAAUGACGAGGAUAAUAACCCUUACGGCACGAGCUUUGACCGCCGUGAUAGCUUGAGCUCUUCUGUCAAUUCGACUUCACCAACUCCGAGCUCUCAUGCUCGCGUUGGCGUACUUAAUACCCCGUCUAUCACGAGUGACGAUGCUCCUCAAGAUCAGCCCGAGAGUGACGACAAUGACGCCUAUCCCGAAGAAGAAGUUGCACCACGGCGCAAGCCCGGCGGCUAUGAGAGUCGCAUCGAGCAAAUCCUUUGGGAGAAUCCAGAACUACCUAUUCUGAUUACUGACGCUGGCAAGAGCGCGGAGAGCGGUGGAAGGUACAUCGUCUACACCAUUCGCACCGGUAACCUCGAAGUCCGUCGGCGGUACUCCGAAUUUUCCUCUUUGAGAGAGGCCCUUACCAGACUGCAUCCGACCUUGAUCAUCCCUCCUAUUCCCGAGAAGCACACCAUGGCCGACUACGCUGCAAACCCCACAAAUGCGAAGCAAGACCAGCAGAUAAUAGAUUUGCGGAAACGGAUGUUGGCCGUCUUCUUGAAUCGGUGCCGGCGCAUGGAGGCCGUCAGAAAUGAUGGGGUGUGGUGGAGGUUUCUUGAUCCUAAUGCUAGCUGGAGCGAGGUUUUAAAUUCUAACCUGGUGGCUUCCAUUCCAAAGUCGGUGUUGAAAGCGCCUCCGUUGGACCCUGCCAACCCGACUUCGGCCCACAGCUUUCUCCCCGUGCCUUCCAAUUCAGCCAAGCUGAAGGCAAACGGCGGUGGAAACGUUGAUGCGACAGCCAUUUCUGGCCAGGGUGGCCAAGUAUUCGGCCGUUUCCCGCCCGAAAGCCAUACUCUCAGCGAACAAGAUCUUGAUCCCUACUUCAUUGCCUAUGAGGCUUCCAUCAAAGAGCUCGAGGCUCUCUUGACGGGACCCAUGGAGAAGGUGAACCGUCGUACGCUCAGCCACCUGUCACAUUUGGCCUCAGAUCUUUGCGAAUUAGGUUCUCGCUUAAACGCGUUUGCACUGUCCGAGACAUCUCCUACCUUGGGGCAGGCCAUUGAGAGGAUGGGGCAGGCAGCAGAUUCGUCCUACAUCGCGACAGAGGAGCUUGCUGGGUCCCUCGGGGCAAGCUUUGCCGAGCCCAUGCGUGAAAGCGCGCAAUUUGCGGGAGUCGUCAGAAACGUCCUCCGGUACAGGGUUCUGAAGCGGGUGCAACAAGAGCAGACCAACGAGGAACUUUAUAAGAAGAAGGCACUCCUCGAGGACCUGGAACGUAGCGAAGCGGAAGCUAAGAGAAUCGAGCAGUAUCUGAGCGGAACCACGCAACUGGGCCCCUCUCCGCAGCGGUCGACGAGCCUUCGGGAGUCGCCGAGUGCAAAUAGGGAGAACGAUGACACGGCGUCGAUCGAUUCAGACUUCCCGCCAACACACGGGGAACCAGCACCUUCAGCAGGCCAGGGAGUCCCCCAGAAGAGCAGCUCUUCGCCAGGCCAUAGGAAGGCCCAGAGCAGCAACUCGAUCACGAACAGGAUAUUUGGCCCGAUCCGUCAUGCGAUUCAAGGCGUUGCCGAUGUUGAUCCCGAGAGAACUCGCCGCGACUUGAUUGGCAAGACGCGAGAAGGCAUCGAGCAAUUACAUCAAGCCCAGGUGGUGUCGGAACGCGACAUUGGGGAGGCUAGCAAGAGCAUCCUCAGCGACCUGAAACGGUUUCAGGCCGAAAAGGAGGAGGAUCUGCGGCGCUAUAUGCUCGCAUAUGCCAAGAGUCAGAUUGAGUGGGCGAAGAAGAACAAGGAGACUUGGGAGGAAGCAAAAGCGGAAGCACGUCGCUUGUUGAUCUUAUCGAUACGAGAUAAGCAGGUUCCAAGGGAUGGGCCUAUUCAGGAUAUCGCUGAGCCUGGCAUUCGGCUGCCUCGAGAAUUUCUUCCACCACUGAGGAGGGAAGUUGCGAACCUGCUUCAUCGUAACCAGACCAGCUUCCCCGGCGCGCAGCCUGUCAGCUUUGCGCGAAGACAUCUUCAGGAACUUCGGCAGAAAGACUACUUCGUUUGCGAGAAGUCCGACGGCAUCCGCUACCUACUAUACCUGACAGAAGACAACAACGGAAGAGAGACGGUAUACCUAAUUGACCGCAAGAAUGAUUUCUGGCACGUGGACAACACGAGCGCACAUUUCCCUCUCAAGGAAGACGUCCGGGCUUUCCAUACGCGGACAAUCAUCGACGGCGAGCUGGUGAUGGACCACGAGGAUGGCAAGCGCGUGCCACGCUUCCUCGUCUUCGACUGCUUAGUUCUCGACGGCCAGGACCUCACGCAGCGGAGCUACGACAAACGCAUCGCCUACGUGAAGGAAUGCGUCAUCAAGCCGUACAAGGAGCUCUUCACAAAGUUCCCACAGGAGCGGGCCUUCCAGCCGUUCGACAUGGUGAUGAAAACGAUGGAGUUCAGCUACGGCAUCCACAUGCUCUUCAACGUGGUGCUCCCGAAGCUCAAGCACGGCAACGACGGGCUCAUCUUCACGUGCGUCCAGGCGACGUACAGGCACGGCACGGACGACCACAUCCUCAAGUGGAAGCCGCCCGAGGAGAACACGAUCGACCUGCGGCUACGGCUGGACUUCCCGACCAUACAGCCGGGCACGGAGGGCUGGGACUGGGACGGCGUGGACGAGCCGUUCGUCGACUACGAGAGCGUGCCGCGGGCCGAGCUGUGGAGUUUCCUCGGGGACGGGCGGUACCAGUUCUUCGCGGACCUGCACGUCACCGAGGAGGAGUGGGAGACGCUCAAGCGCGUGGGCGAUCCGCUUGUGGACCGCAUCGUCGAGUGCCACAAGGAUGACCAGGGCCGGUGGCGGCCGCUGCGGUUCCGCGACGACAAGGCUGAGGCGAACCACAUCUCUACGGUCAACAGCGUGCUCGAGAGCAUCGAGGACCGGGUGACGCAGGCAGACCUGGAGGCUGCAGCUAAGGAGAUUAAGGAGAAUUGGAAGCUGAGGGCCGGCAGGGGGGCCAAGAGAUGAGCACGGCUGUGAGGCGUGUCUACGUGCGUGUUUGGUGCAUUAGGUUGUUCGGGCAAGGUCAUGUGUCAUUGUUCUAACAGAGGGUUCGCGUCUUUUCGUAUCUCCCUUGGAAAAAUUUGGGGGGAUCAAACAAGCGAAGACGAAUCGUUUGCGGCGUUUGCGGCGUUUGGUGGGAGGAUUCUCGCUUUCUACUGCUUAAGCGGUUUGUACUAGGUGGCUUGGGAGGGAAGUGUAGUAUCGAGGGAUCGAAGGACAGAGAUAGGAGUUGGAUCUGGUGUUGAAGAUGAUAGAGAAAGCAUGGGCUGCCGUGCGUCUUAUUCGCUAUACGCAUCUCCUAGUGUCUAUACGGUGAUGAUUCGUCUCCCCAGAAGGAGUUGUGU
Sodiomyces alkalinus F11 is the source of this 3785-nucleotide messenger RNA. RefSeq lists its product as hypothetical. NCBI's taxonomy places the organism in Eukaryota, Fungi, Ascomycota, Sordariomycetes, Glomerellales, Plectosphaerellaceae. Gene Ontology annotation, biological process: 7-methylguanosine mRNA capping; retrograde transport, endosome to Golgi. Gene Ontology annotation, molecular function: ATP binding; mRNA guanylyltransferase activity; phosphatidylinositol binding. The coding region runs from base 409 to 3405 and encodes 998 amino acids. The transcript has 8 exons. The record is from RefSeq and is a predicted model, not a curated record.